UCUAGUUUAUGAUAUCCCUUGUUUUUCUAUGCUUUUCUUUGUCCCAACAACAGCAGAAAAACAAUGAAGAAUUGGGUUGAAGAAGCAGCGGGAAGUGAUAAGGGCCUUAUAGAAAUGGAUACAAGGAAAAUUUUCACUAAAAUAUUCCUCCUAUACUGCCUCUUACUCUGCCCAGGUCCAAGUGAUACAAGGAAGGUUGAUAUUUUCACUGACCAAAAGGACAUUAGCACUCCAAUAGCAACCAUGCCUACAAUAAUUCCGACCACUCCUACUUCAUCCAGUCCAGUGUUGAAUCCUAAUUCCAACCCGGAUUCGACAUCUCCGGUGACCAUGACACCGAUGACAGUUCCAACGAUAAUUACAAGUCCGAUAUCUUCACGGGGCAGCUGGUGUGUGGCUAGCCAAAGUGCAUCACAAACUGCAUUACAAGUUGCUCUAGACUAUGCAUGUGGAUAUGGUGGUGCUGACUGCGCAGCAAUUCAGCCUGGAGGAAGCUGUUACAAUCCCAACACAGUUCGUGCUCAUGCUUCUUAUGCAUUUAACAGCUAUUUCCAGAAGAAUCCAGUUCCUAGUAGCUGUAAUUUUGGAGGGACUGCUAUUACUACCAGCACUGAUCCGAGUAGUGAAAGAUGUCAGUAUCAAUCCACAAGCACAAGUUCCUCCGUCCUAAAUGCUACCAAUUCAAAUGGUUCACAUGUUUUUGGAGUUAUGCCAACACACCCAUCUCCAUCGACAGCGUCCGCCAUCAAAUUAAAUCCCAAGCAGCCUAUUUUUAUCAUAAUGGCAUGUCUCAUUUUGCUGCUGGUCAGAUACCAUCAAUAGAAUGAACAAAGGAAAAUUUCAUUUCACUCCUUGUUUUUUUCUUAUAUCAACUCACAGUGCAAUUCUCUUCGUUGCCACAAGGUUUUUAAUUUUUCGUGGAAACUAAGUUGAACCAAUAGUUUGUGGAGCGUUGCUAAUUGGUUGGAGGGUACAUUAAUCC
Molecule: messenger RNA, 982 nt
Organism: Durio zibethinus
Lineage: Eukaryota; Viridiplantae; Streptophyta; Magnoliopsida; Malvales; Malvaceae
Source: RefSeq, a predicted model, not a curated record